This is a messenger RNA of Clunio marinus, 189 nucleotides long. The record is from the annotation of a GenBank genome assembly. Lineage: Eukaryota; Metazoa; Arthropoda; Insecta; Diptera; Chironomidae.
AUGUCGCACUCUAAACCAAAUCGUUCUGGUAGAACCUCACCUACUAUUGUUUCCAAUUUGCGUAUACCGACUGAAGUUGAUUUAUUUUUCCUGGCUAACCAAGAUGUUCUUCUUGAAGACAUUCCACAUGUUGAAUUAACAACACAAGCCGCACAAGCCUUCUUCUGGCUAAACGUCGACUCUCAGUAG